Molecule: messenger RNA, 1840 nt
Organism: Amphibalanus amphitrite
Lineage: Eukaryota; Metazoa; Arthropoda; Thecostraca; Balanomorpha; Balanidae
Product: solute carrier family 66 member 3-like
Exons: 2
Coding region: 532-1170 (212 amino acids)
Source: RefSeq, a predicted model, not a curated record
GGCAAUUCAUUUACUGAAUCGACUGGACCAUGACUUGCGUUCCAUCACUGAUCUGUGUACCGUGACGUGGUAGCCUGAUUACCGACCCCGCACUGGUGCUGCACCCUGGCGUACCCGUCCCAUCCCCUCCCCCUCCCCGGCCAGCGCGGACCAUCUGCCGACGUGGCUGGGCGCGGGCCACGAGGCGCCCGCUCGCUCUCCCAGGACAGCUGUACCGGCCCCGCCGCUUCUCAAGGCUGCGCCGGCCGCCGCCGCUGGCCGCAUCCGCUGCUGUGAGCGUGUACGAUACGGCUCGUCCGGUGUUGUAUCGGUGCCGUGUUGAUUGUCGACCUCGUGACCCGCCCGUACCCGCCAUCGGGUCGUUAGCCCUGAGGCUACUCGGGGCAACGGAAGGGGCGGACAUACGCCGGCUCCAUCGACCGGUCAGUUGGAGUGAGUGAGAGGACCGCGGUCGUUCGGAAAGCGGCGGCGGCAGCGUGGUGCUGACGUCAUUGGUUCGUGACGUCACUGGAUACUAGCCAGGCUGGCGAGAUGGGGCCGCUGGUGCUGCUCUGCGGCUGGGUGUCGAUCCUGGGCUCGCUGGUCCUGAAGUUGCCGCAGAUUUUCGCCGUGGUACGCUCCGGUUCUGCAGACGGUCUCAGUCUCCAAAGUUUACUACUGGAGUGCACGGCAUUCACCGUCAACUUCUGCUACAACGCCGGGCACGGCUACCCGCUGGACAGCUACUUCGAGUACGCGCUGCUGAUCCCGCAGGACGUGCUGCUGAUCGUGCUGACGCUGAGGCUCAGCGGCCGGCUGACGGUCGGCUGGGUGACUGCGCUGCUGACCGCCGCAGCCGUGGCCGCCGGCCUGGCCUCCGGGGCCGCGCCGCUCUCGGCGCUCAAACUGCUCCUCUCCUGCGCACUGCCCAUCGGCUUCAGCUCGAAGAUAGUCCAGCUGCGGGCGAUUCUCGGCAGCAAGGACGCCCGCGCCGUCAGCCUGACCACCUGGCUGCUGGCGGCGCUCACCUGCCUGACCAGGAUUGUGACGACGCUGGCUGAGACGCAGGACACCACCCUGCUCACCAGCUUCUCCGUCCACCUGGUGCUCAACUCGCUGGUGGCCAUGGCGGCCUUCACGUACCGGAACGGACCGGCGACCAAGGUGGACGGAGUCAAGAAGACCGAGUGAAGAAGGAACGAAGAAGAACUAGGAAGAGGAUCGCGGAAAAUAAGGAAGAUGAUAGGAGACAUCAGAAAAGUGUUAGCGCAAUGAAGAGGUCAGAACUGACUCGCGCUCUUCCAAACGAUGUAAACUCGAUAGGCAACUAGGAGAAGCACUAGCUUGCAAACCAUGAAAGAAAUCUACGAAGAAACAUUCCAAAAACAAUUGUGAACCAACGCUGAAGCCGAAUCGAGCGAUGUUUAGUCAUUUCCGUAUUCCGGAUAGGCUGCACCAUGCCGUGUAACUAUACGGCAGUAUACGUAUACGCUGGGGCGUGAACUCGUUUGGAUAAUCGUAUCGGUUCAAGAACUUUACCGGUGAUGCCGGUAAUUAUGGACUGGUAGUUUGUGUCUCAUGGCCAGUGGCAUGUCAAUGAUAUAGGUAUAUCGUAACUAUGUCGACGUUUCUUCUCUUCAGGAAGAAAAUCUACGGGGAUUCUAGGUUAUAGACAGUUGUUCGAUGUUUAAGCAUGUACUUAAAAUAGUGCCUUCAAAUAGAUAAUAGUGUUGUACGAUGCAUAUUGCACCUUGCACAUUCCGAUGCAGUAAAAGAGAAUCGUAUCACUGAUUUUAUCCAUUGGGCAAGACCUGGAUAAUUAGGGGAAACGCGGAACGAAUAAACGCUCCUAAAUGAAACA